Molecule: messenger RNA, 3018 nt
Organism: Acinonyx jubatus (cheetah)
Lineage: Eukaryota; Metazoa; Chordata; Mammalia; Carnivora; Felidae
Gene: LOXL3
Product: lysyl oxidase like 3
Exons: 16
Coding region: 160-2538 (792 amino acids)
Biological process (GO): inflammatory response; peptidyl-lysine oxidation
Cellular component (GO): membrane
Molecular function (GO): protein-lysine 6-oxidase activity; copper ion binding
Source: RefSeq, a predicted model, not a curated record
CAAGGGGACAUGGGAGGGACGAAAGGAGAGGGGGGAAAGAGGGGGGGGUCCAGUCUCCCCUGGCCGAGCACUUUUUUGGGGAAGUCCUAGGACUGAUCUCCAGGACCUGGACUCUUCUCCCAGCCCCUAGGUCCCCGCUCAGCCAAGGCCUUCCCUGCCAUGCGACCUGUCAGUAUCUGGCAGCGGAGCCCAUGGGGGCUGCUGCUCUGUCUGCUGUGCAGCUCAUGCCUGGGAUCUCCAUCCCCAUCCACGGCCCCCGAGAAGAGGGCUGGGAGCCAGGGGCUGCGGUUCCGGCUGGCCGGCUUCCCCAGGAAGCCCUUUGAGGGCCGAGUGGAGAUACAGAGAGCUGGCGAGUGGGGCACCAUCUGCGAUGACGACUUCACGCUUCAGGCUGCCCACGUCCUCUGCCGAGAGCUGGGCUUCACAGAGGCCACGGGCUGGACCCACAGUGCCAAAUAUGGCCCUGGAACAGGCCGCAUCUGGCUGGACAACCUGAGCUGCAGUGGGACUGAGCAGAGUGUGACCGAGUGUGCCUCCCGGGGCUGGGGGAACAGUGACUGUACCCAUGAUGAGGAUGCUGGAGUCAUCUGCAAGGACCAGCGCCUCCCCGGCUUCUCGGAUUCUAAUGUCAUUGAGGUAGAACAGCACCUGCAAGUGGAAGAAGUGCGACUUCGGCCCGCCGUGGGGAGGGGCAGGCGGCCUCUGCCAGUGACCGAGGGACUGGUCGAAGUCAGGCUUCCCGAAGGCUGGUCGCAAGUGUGUGACAAAGGCUGGAGCGCCCAUAACAGCCACGUGGUCUGCGGGAUGCUGGGCUUCCCUAGCGAAAAGAGGGUUAACACGGCCUUCUACAGAAAGUUGAGGAAGCGAGCGGCCAAAGCCUCGGCCCGACGCCCCAAGCCCCUUGGAAGACCAAUCACCAAGCUUAAAGUCAAACCCAAACCCCGAGUGGGCAGGGGAUCAAUCAAGAGGCUGCUGGCCCAGCGGCAGCAACACUCCUUUGGUCUGCAUGGGGUGGCGUGCGUGGGCACGGAGGCCCACCUCUCCCUCUGCUCCUUGGAGUUCUAUCGUGCCAAUGACACCACCAGGUGCCCUGGGGGGGCCCCUGCGGUGGUGAGCUGUGUGCCAGGCCCUCUCUACGCAGCAUCCAGUGGCCAGAGGAAGCAACAACAGUCGAAGCCUCAGGGGGAGACCCGAGUGCGUCUAAAGGGUGGGGCCCACCCUGGAGAGGGCCGGGUAGAAGUCCUGAAGGCCAGCACAUGGGGCACAAUCUGUGACCGCAAGUGGGACCUGCAGGCAGCCAGCGUGGUGUGUCGGGAGCUGGGCUUCGGGAGUGCUCGAGAGGCUCUGAGUGGUGCCCGCAUGGGGCAGGGCAUGGGUGCCAUCCACUUAAGUGAGGUUCGAUGCUCUGGACAGGAACCCUCCCUCUGGAAGUGCCCCCACAAGAACAUCACAGCCGAAGACUGUUCCCAUAGCCAAGAUGCUGGAGUCCGAUGCAACCUGCCCUACACUGGGGUAGAGACCAAGAUCCGACUCAGUGGGGGCCGCAGCCAACACGAGGGGCGAGUGGAGGUGCAAAUAGGGGGACCUGGGUCCCUUCGCUGGGGGCUCAUCUGUGGGGAUGACUGGGGGACACUGGAGGCCAUGGUGGUCUGUAGGCAACUUGGACUGGGCUAUGCCAACCAUGGCCUGCAGGAGACCUGGUACUGGGACUCAGGGAACAUAACAGAGGUGGUGAUGAGUGGAGUGCGCUGCACAGGGUCUGAGCUGUCCCUGGACCAGUGUGCUCAUCAUGGCACCCACAUUGCCUGCAAGAGAACAGGAACCCGCUUCACUGCUGGAGUCAUCUGUUCCGAGACUGCAUCAGACCUGCUGCUGCACUCAGCACUGGUGCAGGAGACCGCCUACAUCGAGGACCGGCCCCUACACAUGCUGUACUGUGCUGCAGAAGAGAACUGCCUGGCCCGCUCAGCCCGCUCAGCCAACUGGCCUUAUGGCCACAGGCGUCUGCUCCGAUUCUCCUCCCAGAUCCACAACCUGGGACGAGCUGACUUCAGGCCCAAGGCCGGGCGCCACUCCUGGGUGUGGCACGAGUGUCAUGGGCAUUACCACAGUAUGGACAUCUUCACUCACUAUGAUAUCCUGACCCCCAAUGGCACCAAGGUGGCUGAGGGCCACAAAGCUAGUUUCUGUCUAGAAGACACCGAAUGUCAGGAGGAUGUCUCCAAGAGGUAUGAGUGUGCUAACUUUGGAGAGCAGGGCAUUACCGUGGGUUGCUGGGAUCUUUACCGGCAUGACAUCGACUGCCAGUGGAUUGACAUCACAGAUGUGAAGCCAGGAAACUACAUUCUGCAGGUGGUCAUCAACCCCAAUUUUGAAGUAGCAGAAAGUGACUUCACCAACAACGCAAUGAAGUGUAACUGCAAAUAUGAUGGACAUCGCAUCUGGGUGCACAACUGCCACAUUGGUGAUGCCUUCAGUGAAGAGGCCAACAGGAAGUUUGAGCGCUACCCUGGCCAGACCAGCAACCAGGUCAUCUAAGGUGCUGCCACCCUCCUCUGAAAACCACCACUGGCCCCUAAUGGCAGGGGUCUGAGGCUGCCAUUACCUCAGGAGCUUACCAAGGAACCCCUGAUGUCAGCAGGCCAGCCAUGCUCAUCCAGUGUGUGCUAUGGAUGUGGAAACAUCAAAACGAAGUUAUUGCCCUCCUUCCUACGCCAGCUGCCGGAUCUGUGGCCAAGCAUGGGGAAUUUUUGCUCCCAGGCCCAGCACUGAGUGAAGCACACUACAAAGAGCAGCACCUGACUGACUGCCCAGAACAACAGACAGCAGGAGCUCAUUUUCUCAAAUAGGGAGGUCAGAAUGGUCAGCUCCAGUAUCUCCCCUCCGUUCAGGGGGAAUACAGCUUUACCUCUAGCCUCUUCAUGGGGAAAAAGAUCAGUACCCCCCGCCCCGCCCUUAUUUUUGACUAUAACAUGAUGCUAGGUAUAAUUUUAUUUUAUAUAAAAAGCAUUUGUGUGA